UCUAUUUCUGAAUAGCCCACCAGAGCAUUAUCUGAGCUUUGGCUCAGAAUUUUUAUAUAAUAACCUCAACCAAAUUUCCAUCUUGGUGUUGUGGUUGUUUCUCCUCUUCUUUGUUUUCUUCGUGGGAAUUCCAAACUUCCGGGAAAAUGAACAGACUCAAAAACAUCAGAGCAGAGCCAAGAGGAGAAGGAAAGGUGGGACACAGGAAGGUUCGAGAUAUUACCACAGCAAAGUGGAGGAGGAAAGGGAGCUGAUUUCUUUUCUGAAAAGCCCCCUGGGACAGAAUUAUGACAUCACCCGCUUUCGCCAACUUUUAUGUCCAGACCCCUCCUGUGAGGUGUGUAAUAAUGCAGCUGCUGAAAUUAAUCAGAUGGUGCUCUCAGAGGCCCUGGAAAAGUCUACUCCCUCUGUGGCCCCUGUGGCUUUCACAGCUCCUGUGACAGCUCCGGUGACUGAGCCAUCAUUCAAUCAGUCAUCUGCCUUCUCAACAGUCCCUGCAGGAGACCUAAUAACAACUCCUCUGCCUGAGCCUUCCCCACCACCUCCCUCUGUUCUCUCCUAUAACUCAAUGACCCCCUUGGGUGACUUUCUGUCACCUUCACCACCAGGUCAAACUCUGCCUCCAGAGCCAGUGCACCAUUCCUCACCCCAACCCAAAGACUUGUUCUCUUCGACCUUGACGCAAUAUGAUUUCCAUCAAGGGUUUCUGGCCCUCCAUUCUACAAAAACCUCUUUUGGGGCAGACCCUGCAGCCAAAUUUAUAGAUCCUAGACACCUCUUAUUUCUCAGCCCUGAUGAGCAUGACUCGGCCCAGCAGUACUUACAUCCUAAGUCCUGGGAGGACCAUUUAAAGCAAAAACUUACCCAGCUUUUCUGGGGUCUUCCAUCUCUGCACAGUGAGUCUUUAUCCUCUGCUGUCCAUGCCUCAGGUGACUAUUCAAUCUUCUUCAAUAGCAUCUCAAAUGCCUUCACAGGCCAAGAAUCCCCAGGACUUCCUUACUUACUACCUCCAUCCUUGCCUGAGGUCGAACCUCAACCCUUGCCUCAAUCCCAGCACUUACAUCUCACUCAGAUACAACCCCAGGCCCACCUUCAAUCCCCACUCCCAAUCCUACCAUCCAGUCCCAUUACCCAGAAUAAGAUCUGUGAAGUGUAUUUCCACAGACCCAAGAAUGAAUCAGAAUGUCUCACCUCAUCUGAAACUGAACACCUGGAAUGCAAUGUGUUGCAGAAGGAACAGGAAAGUUUGUGGGGUUUAACCUCUGUGGUUCAAAGUUCUAAGGCCCAUGUUGCAACCUCCUUCGAUCCUGUAGAGUUUCCUAUCAGCAGCGAAUUUCGAGAGGAAUUUGAGCAUCAUCUUAGAAAGAGGCUCAUCCAACCAUACAAGAACCAGCCCUGCAGGACCCAUGGGUCUCUGUCACUGAUGAAGCCUCUGAGCAAUUGCUCAGGCAUACCUGAGUCAAAGAGCAGUUCUGGCCUCUCCUGGGUCUCUGUGGAUAAGGACCAGAGUAGUGAAAAUCCAAAUGUUGGAUUGAGCCAACCAGGAAGCUCCUAUGAGAGGAGCUCAGAAAGGUUUCAACUAGUGGAGAAUAAAGGGAAGGAUGAGGGACACAGUCAAGAGAAUGAUCCAAAAGUUCAUCUGUUGAGUGAUUCAAAGACCUCUUCAGGUAAGGAUGUGGGAAGUGGCUCUGAGGUGAAGAGCCUGUCAAGAGAAAACUCAAUGUUUUCCGAGUAUAGUGUAACACUGGAAAAUGUCUGGAAAGUACAUUUGAAGAAAACGUUUGAGAAAAUCAGUGAGGGUAAGCUUCCUGGGACUAUGCACAGUUCACAGCCCUCUAUCAAGCAGAAUCCUGUAAAAUCCCACCCCGAAUUAGAGCAAAGAAGUUUGCCAUCAUCGGUGGGUGGGGACUACCGCCUGGACACAUCCCAGGAGCUUCCCUUGCUUGAGUGUGCUGCACAGCAGAUGCAGAAAUCCCACAUUCCCAAGUUUCAGAUGAGGAUGUCAGGCCUUCCCACCAAAGUCUUUGAAUCCAAAGAGCGCUUCAAAUCGAAAGAUACUUCAUCCCAUUCUUCGAUCAAUCCCAACUCUUCUUCCUCAACCAAACAGAUUUCCAAGGUAAACACCAAAUCUGGGGCCUUCAUGCCCCUGAGAGGAAGCUCUGGAUCUCUUCUUGGGGACAAAGUGGGAAUAGAAAGUUCAGCUGACGACCUGAAUUUUCCUCUCCCUGCCACCUCACUUGUGGGCAAGAAAGGACAUUCACCUGCUGAUAUCCAACGCACACUCUCAGAGGAAAUCCAGAAAUUUUUGAAAACCAAACUACCUGUCACAAACACCAUUAGUGACAAAAAAAGUCAGAUACAUUCUUUGAUGGCCAACAUUCAACCCCCAAAGAUGCCUGCAAGGAGAGCAGGGACCAGACAGGAGACAAAGAAUAACAGUGUGAAUUCUAAUGACAGAGCAGAAAUACAACAGGGUGCAAACAGGGAGAAAUCAGAACCUGCUUUCAUAUCUACCAUGUCCAGGGAGACAGUCAGGGCUGAGGGGCUCAAUGCUCUUCAACCCGAAACUAGUGGCGUCUUGACAACCAGCAAGCCAGGAAUCUCCCAAAGAAUAAACAGAGAAACUACUGUGACCACUGAAAACGCACCAUCUAUUUUAUCAGUUCAAGCUCCUGACUUAUCAGAACUUAAAACGCAAGUAAUGGCUGAGUUAAAGUUGAAGUUAGAGAAGAAGUAUAGUCAGGCCCAAGGCCCACCCAGGGACAUGUCCCAUGACUCAGACAGCUUGACUUACAGAGCCUCCCCGACUCCUGCUCAGGAUGUCUCCAGUGCGGAUGCAGGAGUGCCCCAGGUGCUGCAUGUCCAUUCGAAGGACAGCACAGUCAGUAUGGAGAAGCAGCAGGAACCUUGGCUUCCAAGGCAUCCAUUAAGGUCCUGCCAGGAUCAGAAUUUCCCACCAGCUGUAAAGAAAGAUAUCAUGCGCCCUCCCCCAAAGCCUACAGGCUCCAAAUCAGUAGAGCUUGGUGGAGGAGACGCACGAGUGAGAAUUUCCCAACCUGGAGGGAAGAGAUUUCCUUCUCAGGAUACAGUUUUAGAGGACAUGCAUGGGAGCAAGUCUCCCCAGACCCUAUCACAGAAGGGACAGGUGCCACCACCUCUCCCUCCCUCCUCACUUGUGGGCAAGGCAGAUAGCCAUUUCCUAAGUAAAAUGAAGAGCUUUUUUCAACGGCUUCAGCCUGGAAUAAAGUGGAAAAUGCCAGAAUCCCCCCAGGAAAAGGGCAUCCCCCUAUCAUCUGCACAGAGCAGAGGCCCAGUUAAAAGCACAGCUGCCUUUACUGGGACAGCACAUGUCAUGUCAAACAUUGGGAAGUUCUCAAAAGAGAAACUGGGGUGUCAGCAUGCAGGAGUUACCACCUGCCCUCAAGAGCCCCUUCCCUCUGCAGCGCAGUCUGGGAAACCUGUGCAGAAGGGAGCAGUGCAGGCCCAGGCAGAGCCAGGCCAGGGGAGUCCUUUCCACCGCAGAACUCCCUCCUAUGAAGUGACAAAUGCCAUGUCCGGCCGCCACGCAGCUAUCUUGGCUGGCCAGGGCUCUACCUGUAGUAGACAUACCAGAAAUGAGGACAAACACCCCGAAAACGUUGUGACAUUAAAGCCCCAGCAAAUAUGUCAGAAGCACCCUCAAUCUGUGCCCCUCAGGGGGACUGUGCCCCAUCCAAGCCCCACCUGCAGGCCUCAAGCUGCCAAGAGGCCUCCUGCUGUUCUCACCACUGCUGGAGGCACUGUGUUCAGAGAUCAGCCUCCACGAUUUAGACACACAAUGCUUCUCCAGAAUUUCCAGGGGAAAACAUUUCCCGCCCCCAAAUAAUUCCUUCCUUGUGGGGAAUAUUGACUUGCCUAAUAAAUGUUUUUAUAAUA
This is a messenger RNA of Eptesicus fuscus (big brown bat), 3915 nucleotides long. Its product is annotated as spermatogenesis-associated protein 31D1-like. The coding region runs from base 371 to 3865 and encodes 1164 amino acids. The record is from RefSeq and is a predicted model, not a curated record. Lineage: Eukaryota; Metazoa; Chordata; Mammalia; Chiroptera; Vespertilionidae. The transcript is spliced from 4 exons.